This is a messenger RNA of Nematostella vectensis (starlet sea anemone), 2119 nucleotides long. RefSeq lists its product as uncharacterized. Gene Ontology annotation, molecular function: alpha-(1->6)-fucosyltransferase activity. The transcript is spliced from 3 exons. Gene Ontology annotation, biological process: protein N-linked glycosylation. Bases 626 to 1984 code for a protein of 452 amino acids. The record is from RefSeq and is a predicted model, not a curated record. Lineage: Eukaryota; Metazoa; Cnidaria; Anthozoa; Actiniaria; Edwardsiidae.
GAACUUUAAAUAAAGUGAAGCCCGAAAGAUAAAAAAUAAUUCGAGUUAAUCUGAAAGUCAAGCAAGCCGUGUAGAAUGAUUUGGAGUUUGUUUAUGGUGAAUAUUUAAAAUCAGUUUGAGUUAGCUGAGAUUAAUCAACGGAGAUUGCUAACUCCUCAGGUUUGAGUUAUUGAGGUUUCCGCUGUGUUUUGAUAACAUUCCUCCCUAUCCUCUCUUACUCUCCCAAUCCCGCAUACAGUAUUCAGCAUUCCACUCUUUCAACAAAAAAAACACAGGGCCACCAGACGCUGAGUAGUGUUUUUUUUCCUGCGCGCAAAGUAAUUUGAACCACUUAUCAUUGCCGGGUUACUAAAUGGGAAGUGGCAAUAAUCAUGUUAUCUGCUAAGUACUCGCUUGUGAAAACAAACAUCGGUCUUGUUCGUGUCCUGUUUCUGUACCACACUAUCAUCCGCCGAGCUUCAUCUCAUCACAUUACUUCAGAGCAUCCUGCUGUGUUGAAAUAUAAAGUUACUUGUUAUUCGCCGUGCUACUUGCUGCUUCGGUUUCUUAUUUCGAAUUAGAAGAUUGGGGAAGAUCUGUGAGUGUGCUUUUCGGCUUGUUCCCGGAUUUCUCCGUAAUAUGUGUGAUGAUUUUCCCCCCGAGCGGACGCUUAGGGCACCGCGCCUCGUGUAAAGUGAGCGUGAGACUGGUAGUGUUCGCAGUGGCAGCGUGCGCGCUAUGCAUCACGGUCUACGAGUGGAACACAUUCAAGCAAGUGACGGCAGAGUCAAAACGUUGGACUACAGUUUCUAUGCCAUCUCUGACAACGAGAACAAGCGAUCCAUCUAACCCAAAACGAGAGCUCCGCGCCGUCCAAAUAUUGCGUCGAAAAAUAGCCUCGAAAUUCAACAAAACUUCUGUAGAAAUAAAACGAAAAAUUUUGAGAGAAAGACUCUGUGGAACAGAAUGGCAGGAAGAGUACGCACAGCUUCACAAAGACAUACUAGAAGGACGCAAACCACCGCGAUUUCUUGUGUUUUAUUGCGGAGGUGUGGACCAUGGAUGUGGUGGAUACGGAAAUCGCAUCGGAGGAAUCACGUCGUUGCUCUACCUUGCUGUUCUUACAGAAAGAGCUUUUAUCAUUCACUGGCACUCUAGUGUAUCAUUGGAGAAUUACUUUCUGCCAAGGAGUAUCAGGUGGAAUUUAAGUAUUGAAAAGUUACGGGACUUUAAGAAAAGAGCGCAUUUCUGGGGAAGGGGAAAUCAUGUUGAUGUGAACGGUGAAAGUCAAGAGGAUCCUGGGUUAAAUGCGAAGGAUUUCCAGCGUUGGAUUCAAGAUACGGAUUUGAACGCCUAUUUGAGUUACCCCGUAGAAAUGGUCACAUCUCAGUGGUACUUUGCGCAGUCCGUGCGAAUGAAUAGAUUUCUCAAAAGGAGGAAUAAAGCGCAAUUUGGGAUAAAAGAAAGGGGACACCGGUAUUCUCUGGUUGGAUGCGCUUCUGAUUAUUUAUUCUCUAGGACUUCUUACAUCAAGCAACUACUCACAAGGACGAAAACCUCUUUAGGUUUCGACAAAAAGCCAACCAUUGGGAUCCACUUUCGGACAGGAGAUUAUGCUCUACUUGGAAGAAAAGCAAAGCCAAAAUCCUUACGGGUUGCAGAGAAAUUUCUAGAAUGCGCUAAAAAGCUAGAGAAGGUGUUUUUAAAAUCUACUCUUGGUCUUAAAUCCGCGGAUGUCAACUGGUUUCUGGCCACAGAUAGUUACGACAUCAAAGCGUUUGUCUCUAAGCGGUACCCCAAGGUGGUGUAUCAAGAAGUGAAGUUAGAACACAUUUCCAAAACGGAGCCAUCCGCCAAUGGACUUGAGGGAGUUAUUCUGGACCACCUGCUGCUGUCAGAAAGUGAUGCCAUAAUAUUGUCAAAUAGCAGCUUUAGUCAAUCGGCUUUAGGGUUAGGGUUUCACUCGUUAAGAGUCAGUACAUUUGGGACGAAUUGUCAGUAUUAGUCCCCUAGUAUUAGUUCUCCUACUUUUUUCAAAAUAGAACCUCGCUAACUCGAAUUUUUAAGAAAAAUAAAAACCAUGUCGAGUCAGCGUGGUUCAGCUUAUCGAUUAAGAAAAUAUAUGUUUUAGCUGCUCAAA